AUGAGGAGGGGGCUCAAUUACCCCGAAACGCGCGAGGAAGAGUCUCCGCCUACCAGGCCCUACGUACCUCCCUACCAUGGUUUUACUACCUUUGCAAAUCCGGCCAAUCCAGCGGAACCCAGCCGAAGCAACCCUUACAGUAACGAAGUGCCGCCCAUGAACAACUCUCCACACCAUACAGUGUCCUCUUCCGGCUCAAUGUUCAUGUCACCACAGUCACCAAUGCAUGCAUCACAGCCCGCACGAUCGGCAAUCCUACCCUCUCCAUCAUCGAUGCAUUUUCCUAGCGGUGCUACCUUACUGCCUGUCUCACCGCCAGCAGCAGCAGCGACGCAAACUUCAGCGCAAUCGGCCCUUUUACAGGACUUGCAGCACCAGAUCAGUGUCAAAACGAUAGCCCUACAGACCCUUCAGCGCGAAUACGACAGUUUGCUGCAGAAACUCGAGCGACAGCGCACGAAGUGUGCGACGUUGGAAAAGAAAUUCGAAGUCACUGACGUGGAGAUUAAUUCUCUGACAGACGAGAAAGAGAAGUUGCAAGCACAGGUAGUAUCAUUGGAGUUUCAGGUGGAAGAGCUGCAGGAAAGUAGGGACGAAAGUCGGCGACAGCUGGUCUCGAACGGAAACCAGUAUAUGCGAAUCAUGGAGAUGGCAAAUCGUCUACAGGCACAGAGUGCUGAUGACAAAAAGCGUUGGGACGCGGAGAAGACGGAAUUACAGCAGCGGAUCAAAACUUUGGAGGAGGCCAUGGUAACUGGCUCUAAUUCCGAGCAUACGGACCGAAGUCCUCCUCCUUCAAUCAUCCUCGCGCAUACUCCGGGCACCACAAACUCAUCGUCGGCCGAGACCAUCAACGUACUCAGAGCCGAGGUCGGCCGACUACGUAUACGGACGCAAACCUUGGAGACAGCUUUGCGUACAAUGAAAGAGGAGGGACAGUCUAUCCAGGAAGCUGCAAAAAAGCUACUGGAGUCUGGUUGCAACAUGGAGCGGGCCACCCAAGCCUCCCUGGAGUGA
Messenger RNA from Didymosphaeria variabile, 1017 nucleotides. RefSeq lists its product as uncharacterized. The record is from RefSeq and is a predicted model, not a curated record. Lineage: Eukaryota; Fungi; Ascomycota; Dothideomycetes; Pleosporales; Didymosphaeriaceae. The coding region runs from base 1 to 1017 and encodes 338 amino acids. The transcript has a single exon.